Messenger RNA from Spodoptera exigua (beet armyworm), 339 nucleotides. Lineage: Eukaryota; Metazoa; Arthropoda; Insecta; Lepidoptera; Noctuidae. The record is from the annotation of a GenBank genome assembly.
AUGGUAACUAUCAGACAGAAAACAAAAGAAACAGAACAGAUCAGCUCAGAGGAAAGGGAUAGUGGGGAUAUAGUACACCCAUUAGAAGAAUUUGAAAAUAAUACACAAUUUGAAGAGGGUUACAGAACAACAGGACAGGAUGUUAAUUACGACAGCCAAGAGAAUGAAAUGACCCUAGAAAUCCCUGAUAAAGACCAAUGGGCUGAGAUGUUGGGAAUCCCACCGAUGAAUGAACCAACUAGCUCCACAACGGGCAAAAUUAGAAAUAAAGUUCACAUUCAUUCUAAGACACCAUAUCAGAGACCCAGUACUUCUUCAAAUGCUAAUUAUAUGUUUUGA